AUGUUUUUAACAAGGCGUCUACUGGGCACGUUCCGAAGUGCCAUUGCCAGGAAAUUAGAACAUUACAGUCAAUUUCAACCGUCCUCUUUAACGAUACAACAAUAUUUGGAUUUCGGACGAACCGGUACCAUGCAGUCAUCGUUUUUAUUUCUUAAGAAUGAGUUGCUUGUAAGACUGGCGAAUAUUAUGCAGGAGAUUGAUCUACUGCCACCGAAUCUUUUGAAAAUGCCUUCAGUUCGUCUUGUUAGCGAUUGGUACUGUGAAAGUUUUGAGGAUCUAUUAGAAUACGAAAAUUCGAAAAGUGAUCCUGAUACAAUGUCAAAGUUCAAUGAUCAAUUGCAAAAAAUUUUAAAAAGACAUUCGAAUGUUGUGCAAACAAUGGCUGAAGGUUUGAUUGAACUGAGAGAAAGUGAAGGAGUUGAUAUAGCAUCCGAGCGCGGUAUACAAUAUUUCUUGGAUCGAUUCUAUAUCAAUAGGAUAUCUAUUCGAAUGCUUCAAAAUCAACACCUGGUGAUAUUCGGCGUGGUGCUGCCAGAAAGUCCUCAACAUAUAGGCUGUAUUGAUCCAUUGUGUGAUGUUGAGACGGUCGUGAAAGAUGCUUACGAGAAUGCUAGGUUCCUUUGCGAAAGGUACUAUUUGACAUCACCAGACAUAAAUCUUGACUUACAUAAUAUGGUUAAUCCGGGUCGACCGAUAACGAUUGUUGCCGUACCGUCACAUUUAUAUCAUAUCAUGUUUGAGUUAUUCAAGAAUUCAAUGCGUGCCACCGUCGAAAAUCACGGAGUUGAUGAAGAAUUGCCAGCCGUCGAAGUGAAAGUUGUGAAAGGUGCUGAGGAUCUCUCGAUUAAGAUAAGCGAUCGAGGAGGUGGAGUGUCGAGAACAAUUUUGGAUCGUUUAUUCAAUUAUAUGUACACUACAGCUCCACCGCCACCUCGUGACGGCACACAAGCACCCCUUGCAGGAUAUGGGUAUGGAUUGCCUUUAUCACGACUUUAUGCACGUUAUUUUCAUGGUGAAAUGUUUUUGGUUUCGAUGGAGGGAUAUGGCACUGAUGCGAUGAUAUUUUUGAAGGCACUUCCGGUUCAAGCAAGUGAAGUGUUGCCCAUAUAUAGUUCAUCAUCACGAAGACAGUUGACGAUGAGCCCUCAGGUUGCCGACUGGUCUCAUCCUCUGCCCAAUCAUGGCAAUCGUAAAUCAUGA
This is a messenger RNA of Anisakis simplex (herring worm), 1200 nucleotides long. NCBI's taxonomy places the organism in Eukaryota, Metazoa, Nematoda, Chromadorea, Rhabditida, Anisakidae. The record is from the annotation of a GenBank genome assembly.